AUGCUAAUGGGUGCGGGUGGCAUGUUUAUGGUCGUUAUAUCGCCACCUCUGAUAGCUAUUUCGAUUGUAUGUUCAUGCAAAAGACAGCUAAAACUUUUGAAAAAAAAGUCUGAAGCAGCAGUGGGAAGAUCUCAUUCCAUGAAUGAUAAAACAUUAUCAACCGGUUGUAAAAUAUCAAAUAGCAAUCAUGAAGGCGGUCUAUCAUUGGGAGUUACUGCUAAUGAGGGAAACAAAAGGCAUGAAAUGGUUAAUGUAAUACAGAAAAUACCGGAUAUGCAAUUAAAGGAAAUGAUCCGGAAACUAUCGGAUAAGCAAUCGAUGAAGAAAAGUGAUUUACGAGAAGCGGAAAGAAAAAAAUCGAAACUUUCUUAUUUUGAAGAACAGAUGAAACAAGUAAUUGUUGGUAACAGUGAUGAGAGUGAAUUGGAAAUGAACGCAUUUAUGACAGAUGGCAUUAUUAUAUUUCCACGUCAGCUUAAAUGGAAAUUGAUGAAUACCGUACAACGAGUACAACUACAAAAUCCAACUGAAAAUCGUUUUGCAGUAAAGGUAAAAUGUACAGACAAUGAUUUGUACAGAGUAAAACCGGUAUUUACAUUUGUUGAACCGAAAAGUUCCGUUGCUUUUGAUGUUAAUCGACAUGAUGAUGUUGCAACCGUUGACAGCAUUCUUUUCUUGACUACUUUGGUGCAGUUGUUUAAUUGA
This is a messenger RNA of Acanthocheilonema viteae, 705 nucleotides long. The record is from the annotation of a GenBank genome assembly. NCBI's taxonomy places the organism in Eukaryota, Metazoa, Nematoda, Chromadorea, Rhabditida, Onchocercidae.